Molecule: messenger RNA, 1325 nt
Organism: Dendronephthya gigantea
Lineage: Eukaryota; Metazoa; Cnidaria; Anthozoa; Malacalcyonacea; Nephtheidae
Product: radial spoke head 10 homolog B-like
Exons: 3
Coding region: 6-731 (241 amino acids)
Source: RefSeq, a predicted model, not a curated record
CAAAGAUGGGAAAUAAAAGCGACAAAGGUCAAUCUUCCGUGGAAGAGGAUGAUUUUGUUACCGUAAAAUCUUACAAAGGGGAAACAAAACACGGGAAGCGGCAUGGUCGAGGUGUGUAUUUAUACCCAAAUGGCGAUAUGUACGACGGGGGAUGGCGAAAAUCAAAGAAGUAUGGGAAAGGAGUUUACGUUUAUGCCGACGGCAAAAGAAAAGAAGGCUACUUCUACCAUGAUGAAUAUAUUGGUAAAGAACCAAAUGAGAAAAUCAAAAGGCGGAUGACUAAAAAGAAAAAUGCUGAUCAGGUGGACAAUAAGCAUGAGGAAACUAAGCAAAAUGAUGGAGUAAGUAACGGGAAGUUAGAUGAGACGGAUGAAACGACAGAAUCGGAAGUGAAAUUAAAGACAGAGGGUGGACGGGAGAGACGGAUUCAAAGCUUGAGAAGAAACAAAUGGCUUCGAGAUAAAUACGACAUCGACGUAAACACAGAGGCUCUUGAUUUGGCGAAGCCCAAAAACAGGAAAAAUAAAAAUAUUGAGGAACAAGACGGUGCCGGUAAUUCAAAAAGAUCUUUUAGUUUUGGCAGUAAAAAACAGAAAAACGAAGAUCUAAAGUCUUUUGACGAGGCUACUGAAAGGCGAAAUAGUAAAAGAUUACGAGAGUCCAUCCGAAAAAAAUACAAUUUACCAACGCCUGAUAACUCCAGGAUUGUAGACUCGACGAGAAGAAAAUAAAUUUUGAAUUGUUUUAAAUUGUAGAGGAAUAUGAAUGAAUAAAUGGAUGCAUAUAGUAUUUAAAGAGGAUACUAACUUCACAAUUACGUCAAUUAGUGGUUUAGAAAAGGUUGGCAUCGCCGUUGAGUGUAUUGGCUGGUAUUGGUUGCAACCAUUCAUUUGUAAAUUGGUAACUAAUUAUGUCUAUUGUUGGUAUCAGGCUCUUGCAUGGUGCAUGUUAUGCAUAGCUAUAGCAUUCUUUCUGAUUCAACAGAUUAUAGCAUAAAUCCUUGCAACUUUAAAAGUAAUCUGAAAUCACAGGCGAAAUUGAAAGCCGAACACAGUUGUUUGGUCUUAGGCUUAGCUACUAAUGUUUUAAUUUGCCGCCUAAAAAUAAAAUGUCGGAAGGCAAAAGUAUAUGUUACUUGCAACUUGCAAGAGCUAGAUAUUGCAUUCCAUUGGCUUCCCUUUCGUUCCAAUUUAAUACGCUGGCACAACUUGCACUACAGUUAAUAAUAGAACUAUUAACUGUGGUUGCGAUAAAUGCGUCGCUAUGACAAUGUUUAAACCCUGCUGCACACGAGGGCUAUACCAGCUGAGCUAAAGGAUCUUCAG